This is a messenger RNA of Linnemannia hyalina, 5094 nucleotides long. Lineage: Eukaryota; Fungi; Mortierellomycota; Mortierellomycetes; Mortierellales; Mortierellaceae. The record is from the annotation of a GenBank genome assembly.
AUGUCCUCAGGACAGGAUACCACCACGUUAUCGCAAUCGGCACCUUCAUCAUCAUUACCAUCGUCACAAGGAACUCGAUCGUUCUACAACUCAUACCAUUCGCAACUCGACAGCCUCAAACGGCUACAAGUACCCUAUGGCGAUCUCUAUCACACCCUUUCAGCAUUCGACUCUACUCCAAUUGAAGCUGUCGGCGCUAUAUUUCGGAAAGCGGCUUCAGAUUUAAUUGCAUGGCUCGAGACGGCAGAGAUGACGGUGUAUGGUCUCGAGAUGGAUGUCGAGCACGACGGAGUCAGCGAUGGACGGGACGUGGGGGAGAUCGAUGUGAUGAUGAAUCGCUUCCAGCCCAACAUUAGUAUGCUGAUCGAACUCAAGGACAAAAUGCGUCCCAAACUCCACACCGCAGCGAUCAACGGUGCACUGCCUCCAGAAGACGACGACGUGUUGGCAGAGGCACCUAUGACGGAUCAGGAGUUACAGGGAACAAUACAGUCCGUCGAAUCAAGUUGGAGCUCUCUCAAGGCAAUGGUCGUGAAGGUCAAGGGGAUUCUUGCCAGCCUAAGGACUCGAGGCGAUCAUUUGACGAGGAUGGAGAGCGUGUUGGGAGAAAUCGAGGAGAUUGGUCUGAAGAUGGACAGCUUUCAGGAGGAAAGGACACGUUCCAAUCCGGAUGUGGGGACACCAAAGUCUGCUCGGUCACCACCCAGCCCAACACUGUCGCAUUCCUCAACAACGACCGAAACGAUGACCAUCAGCUCGGAGGUGACCCAGUCCAAGCAGAGGAGCACUGAGAUAUUGACACUUUUGGAUUCUCGGAUUGGACUACUGGAGCCUGCCAUCCAUUCCCUUACGGCGGAGAUUGAGGCUCAGUCAGCUGGCGACACGAACAAGGACGGAUUGCUGGAUCAAUUCCGUCAACUCACCAAGCUGUGGGUGGACCUCAAGGCACAGAGGGAGAAGAUUGGCGAGGAGAUCAAGGAGGAGCGCUGGUUGGGAGUGUUUGACCAGGUGGCAGGACAGGUCGAGUCGAUGAUGGCGUCGCUGGACAGGGCCAUUAUUCAUUGCAAGGGCCUUAUCGACCAGAUCAAGAACAUGGUCAAGGAGAGAGUCAUCCCGACAGCACCCAUUGACCGCGACCACCUCUAUACCAUCUUCAAGAGCUUUGAGGCCAAACACAAGUACUAUGCGCCCGCAGUCAACAAGAUGCUCAACAUGUUGGAGAACGGGAUCGAGAGCCGGAUGACAAGGAAUGUUGAUGUGAUCCAGAAACACCGGGCCAUGAAGGAGACCUGGGAGCACCUACGCGGGAGCUUGGAUCGGGUUGAGCUGGAUUUGAACGACAUCGAGAGCAUGCUGGACUUCCUGGAUGCGUCUAUUCCCUCCUACAUGCCCACGCCACCAGCACAAUUGCCUGAGAAGCCGCUCUUUGCUAUGCGCAAAUCACAACCUCAGGCAGAGUGGAAGGCGCCCGGUCCGCCAGCCCUGUUCCAACCAUCUCACCAGACCCAGCAACCUCAACGUGGUCGACGACCACCGCCUACAACCUCAGCAUCGACAUAUCAGAAUCCCACCCAGUCGUCUUUGCGUUCAAGGACACGAUCGCCAUUGAAUGCUGCUCCUACACCUCGCCACCGACCCUGGUCCCCUACCCCGUCUCUCAGCAGUAUGUCGUCGAUGCUCUCGCCCAAUAUGAACACCAACUACCGAGCUCACAGCCGUAGCCCUUCACCGACUCCCUCGAGAGCUAACUCUGACAAGUCACGUCCAUGGUGCCCCAGCACGAAAACAUCAUCGCCGUCCAUUCCUGGAAUACCGUACGCGCCGUCAGCAGCAUCGACAUAUUUUCCCCGUCCAACAUCAUCAAUGGGUCUUCGCCGCGAUGUCAGCCCUUCGCCAGCACCCUUGAGUCGGUCCGCAUCCGUCAUGGCAAGGAACAGGAGCUUAUCGUGCACUCCGUCGCUCAACAGGAGUCCCUCAGAUCUCAAGCCUGUGUUUUCUCCCGUAGGCAGUUUGAGCAAGUUGUCGUCAGGAAGUCAGUCAGGAUCUUCGAUGCUGGCAGUGGCAGAAGCAGCAAGAACGGGUUCAACCACAGUCGCCUUUGGACGAAAAACUCAACCCAAAUUGCCACCGCCAGUCGUCACCAACUCUACUCGACUUCGACAGAACUCUGCACCUGGACCUGCUCCAUCUCAUCUUCGAUCAGUCAGUCCCAGUUCCAUGCCUCGGAGUCGUGGCACUCCCACUGGUGGUGCUGCCACCUCCAACACGCAGUCAUCGUCAGCACGUCUUCCCGCGUUCUCGCCUUCUUCAGCACGGUCGGGACGAUCUAGCGUGCAGAAUGGACCAUCGAACCAGACUAGCGAUGAACAGCUCCUCUCCCGUCAUCGACGACCAUCUCUUGGAACAUCCAAACCUUCGUCGACCUACGAUCUCGACAGACUGGACUCUGCCUAUGGAUCUCUCCCUGGAUCGGCUAUUGGCAACGGUAAUCUUGUCUUUGACGAACCAGUCAGUCCUUCUGCAUCGUCGUCGUCCUCUGUGAACUCGGUCGGUCGGAUGCCCUAUACCCAGCAGUCUCGCCAGUCGUCCAAGACCAGUUUGAUGGGCCUUAUGAAGGAUAUGUCGAUCAACAACACCCCAGCCCCAAGACCGUAUGCUGCUACUCGCGGGGAUGCCUUGGACGACGAGUUUGCGAGGAUCUUGAAUGCGAGUUCCAUCCAGAUGCAGGUUCGGAGACUUGCCGAGGGCAAGUACUAUUUUGGUGGCAAGGUCGAGGAGAUGAGCACUGGUGGAUUUUCGGUGGUGGGCGGUAAGAUGGUGCUGUGCCGGUUGAUGGAGCAUGGACGACCCGCGAAUGCGAAUGGGACUGAGGAGGAUUCUGGCGUCUCUAGCGGCGGUAGCCAUAGCGGAGCCGAGGAUGGUAUCCAGCAGCAGCAAUUGAAGCGGCAACCGACUCUAUCGCGACCGGUCCCUGCAGCAUCCAAGAAUACUACGCUUCGACGACCCGAACCUGCUGCUCAACGGAGCACCCGAACUCGAGCCACAUCGAGUACCUCGAUGACAACUACUAGGUCUGGAAAGAGUAGGAAGGUGAUGGUCCGUGUUGGAGGUGGAUGGCAGGAUUUGGACCUGUUCUUGUUGGACCAUUAUUCAUCUGUGUCCAUGCGUGACCUGUCGACCCAGCAGCUCAAAGUCCUUGUCUUGGAACAGCGCGACAACAUCACCAACAACGAUGACGACGACGGUCUUCGAACACAUUCCUCAUUCGCCAUCCACUUGGACUCGGAACUCCCACACUACCGAACACAAGGAGGCGUUCACGCCCACGCCCAGCAGGGUAGCGGGGUUGUCACGGCACCCGUGUUGAUGUGGGUCGAGGCUUUGGAACGUGUCUUUGAAAAGAUGAAAGGUGCCGGCUUUCCUUUCCACCGUGUCGUAUCCAUCUCUGGCGCCGCUCAGCAACAUGGUAGUGUGUAUUGGUCUAAUGGCGCGACACAAGCAUUCGAAGCCUUGCGUGGGCCAUCAUCAGAGUCAUUGUCGUCGGGAUUGGUAGAGACCUUCAAGGAUGCGUUUACGGUGGAAGAGUCGCCUAUCUGGCAGGACACCAGCACGAUGAGCCAAUGCGAGGAGAUGGAAGUGUUCCUUGGGAAAGUCGAGAAACUACGUCGUGGGCGCUCCGGCGCUACUACUACUACUACUGUCGCCGAUGCAGCUGUUGGAGAGGAGGAAGCGAAGGAGGUUCGACGGCUUGGGCAGCAGAGGCUUGCGGAAUUGACGGGGUCGCGCGCUUACGAGCGGUAUACUGGAAGUCAGAUCCUGAAGAUUGUUCAAAAGAGUCCAGAGGUAUAUCGAUCGACGACAAGGAUAUCGUUAGUUAGCUCGUUCUUAGCGUCGUUGUUGAUCGCUAGUUAUGCGGCCAUUGAUGUUGCCGAUGGGUCAGGUAUGAACCUGUUGGAUAUCCGUACAAAGACUUGGGAUCCUGUCUUGACACGGUUUAUUGACCAAGGUGGACGAGUCGAAGAAUCGACGAUGGCGGCGGAGGUUUCGAACAGUCUGCAGGAGAAGUUGGGAGAGGUUGAUGCGUCCGGGACGAAGAUUCAAGGUGUUUUGAGUAGCUGGUUUGUAAACCGCUAUGGGUUCUCGUCAGAUGUGAAGGUUGUCACGUUCACGGGCGACAACCCAGCAACGGUAAUGGCUCUGCGUGCAGAGCGUGGGGACGCGAUGGUCAGUCUGGGCACCAGCGACACCCUCCUCCUCUACACUGACACUCAUGCGUUCAUUAGUCCCAGUGACAAUAACAACUCUGCCACUGCCUCUGACAAGGGGGAGCAAGACGCCAAUAGUAGUGUAGCAAAACUACUCUCGGUCGGGUACUUGUGCCAUCCUGUCGAUCCGAACGGGUACUUGAUGCUCUACUGUGCCAAGAAUGGGUCUCUUGCAAGAGAACAGGUUCGGGAUCUGUAUGCGGAUAGCAAUUGGGAUCGAUUCGACCAGUACCUUCGAGAGGGGAUGGAGGAAAGUGGUGGGGGUGUUGGAUUCUAUUAUUUUGAUCGCGAGAUCUGGCCGCCAGUUCAGGGUGUGUACCGGUUCGAGAACGGAGUAGCUGUCAAUGAGUUUGGGGAACAGGAUGCGGACGCUAAUGGCUCGGCCAAGAGGGCGGCGGCGAAUGUCGUUGCUAUCUGCGAGUCCCAGUUUCUGGCGAUGCGCAUUCGGUCGUCGCAAAAGGAGGACGCAACUUCCUCGUCGUCACUAAACUCUCCAGGCAUAUCCAGAAUCUUGGCAACUGGUGGCGCAUCAUCGAACCGAGUCCUUCUUCAGUUACUGGCAAAUGUGUUUGGAGUCCCUGUUGUGAGCAUGGGUACUGACGAUCAGCAGCCUGGGGCUGGAUCUGCGGCUUGGGGAGCAGCAAGGAAGGCGUACUUGUAUGGACGCCAGGGAGAUAUCGGUGGCACUAGUAGACAGGAUGCCGAUCGAGAUUCUGGAAUGAGGAGCAACAGCGAGGGAAGCACUGCUAUUCUCCCUGAUCUUGCGCAGACGAAAAAGUACGUUGACCGGAUUUUUGAGUUCUUGGGACUCGAGGCUUCAUUACUUUGA